AUGUCCAGUGGCAAGAAGCAUACCCGCGACGCGGAAGGGGACGAGGUGAGGCGGUCGAAGAAGGUCAAGACUGACACCGCCUCAACAGCCCCCGAAACCAAUGGCGAUCUUGACGGACUAAAGGAAGAGAAGAAGCGGAAGAAAGACAAGAAGGAGAAGAAACAUAAGAAAGAAAAGAAGGAGAAGAAGGACAAGAAAGAGAAGAAGCGAAAGGAGCUUGCUGACGGAGAGACUGCUGCACAAGAGCCCGAGGCUGACCAAGUCGUCGAGAAACCCAAAAAGUCAAAGAAGUCCAAGGAUAAGAAGCACCAGGAGCGGGAACAGGCACCAGAGAAACCAUCUACUGCUAAUGGUGAGGACUCUUCUUCUUCGGCGCCGUACUCCUACAAGCAAAGCGAUGCCCUCACCGCCGUGCCCGAGUCCGAGGUCGAAGAAUUCCUGAAGACAAACCAAAUCACCGUCAGCGAUCCCUCGAAUCCGACCAAUCUUCGCCCGAUCCUUAAAUUCUCUCAAUUGCCCCCCUCUCGGCUUCUUUCGAAAGGCCCCUUUGCAAACUUCACCACGCCGACACCCAUCCAGGCUGCUUCGUGGCCCUAUGCAUUAUCAGGCCGCGACGUAAUCGGUGUCGCCGAGACUGGCUCCGGCAAGACUCUCGCAUUCUCUGUACCGUGUGUUGAGGCACUGCAAGCUAUCAAAGAUGAGCACAACAAGUCUACCAAGGGGGGCCAGGCGCUGGCGGUGAUAGUAUCCCCGACCCGCGAGCUGGCUAUGCAGACCCAUGCAGCUAUCUCAGACCUUGCGAACCUUGUUGGUAUGUCUGCCGUCUGUCUAUACGGCGGUGCGUCGAAGGACGACCAAAGGAACCUCCUUCGCAAGAAGUCUGGCGCGCACAUCAUCGUGGCUACACCCGGACGACUGAAGGACUUCCUCAAUGAAGGCGCAGUAUCGCUAGAGAAGGUGAAGUUUGCUGUGCUGGAUGAGGCCGAUCGAAUGCUCGACAAGGGAUUUGAAGAGGAUAUCAAGCUCAUCUUGGGCCAAUGUCCGCCCAAGGAGCAGAGACAAACACUCAUGUUCACUGCCACAUGGCCCACGAGUGUUAGAGGACUAGCAGAAAGCUUCAUGGUCAACCCAGUCAAGAUCACAAUCACCAGCGGCAACAGGAAAACCUUCGAUGAUGGCGAGGGCGGCACUAUAGAGCUGCAGGCAAACUCAAGAAUUACACAGACAGUGGAAGUCGUGGACCCCAGGGGCAAGGAGCAGCGACUACUCCAGAUCCUCAAGCAAUACCAGCGCGGUACGGCGCAGAAUGACCGUAUCCUGGUCUUCUGUCUGUACAAAAAGGAGACGGUCCGUGUGGAGCAGUUCUUACAACAACGAGGUGUCAAGGUUGCCAGUAUUCACGGCGAUCUGAGACAGGAGCAAAGAACUCGCAGUCUAGAAGCCUUCAAGGCCGGUACGACAAGCGUUCUGCUGGCUACUGAUGUUGCGGCUCGAGGUCUGGAUAUUCCUGAGGUCAAGCUAGUCGUGAAUCUGACCUUCCCGCUCACCAUCGAGGAUUAUGUCCAUCGUAUUGGCCGUACAGGCCGCGCCGGAAAGACCGGUGAAGCUAUCACACUCUUCACAGAGCACGAUAAGGCUCAUUCUGGAUCUCUGAUCAAUGUCCUUCGAGCCGCCGAUCAGCCCGUUCCGGAUAACCUAUUGAAGUUCGGUACUACCGUUAAGAAGAAGGCCCACGAUACAUAUGGUGCCUUCUUCAAGGAUGUAGAUAUGAGCAAGAAGGGCACAAAGAUUACAUUUGACUAA
Molecule: messenger RNA, 1803 nt
Organism: Phaeoacremonium minimum UCRPA7
Lineage: Eukaryota; Fungi; Ascomycota; Sordariomycetes; Togniniales; Togniniaceae
Product: putative atp-dependent rna helicase dbp-3 protein
Exons: 3
Coding region: 1-1803 (600 amino acids)
Biological process (GO): rRNA processing
Cellular component (GO): nucleolus
Molecular function (GO): ATP binding; RNA helicase activity; RNA binding
Source: RefSeq, a predicted model, not a curated record